CUCUUUUCCGACCAAAACCAAACCCUUAAUAAGUUCCGCUCUCUCUCUCGAGGUUUCUCAACCUCUCGACAGAUAUUUCUUAGGGCAACAGUGGUUUAGUAGCAAUGAUAAGUGCAUUGUCAUGGGUACCGAAAGGGGCUGCAAAGACCAUACCUGAUCGUGCUGAACUUUUUUCGAAGGAUGAAAUCGAAAAGCUCAAAGAGAGUUGUGACCAAACUUACAGUGAUGAUGAAGAAGAAAACGAUACUGAGGAUGAAGAAGAGGAUAUUGGUGAAGUGACCAAUGCGAAAGCCGUAGCAGAAGCUUUGGGGAAAACUUCCAAAAGCAAGAAUGCUUCUUCUUCAAUGGAGGUUGAUGGGUUAAAUGAUGAUUUGAAAGAACUCGACAUGGAUAAUUACGAUGAAGAAGAUGAUGGAAUUGAAAUUUUUAGGUCCGGGCAUGGGGAUCUUUAUUAUGCGAGUAAUGAGAUGGAUCCAUAUCUUAAGAAUAAUGAUAAUGAUGAUGACUCAGAUGAUGACCCGACAAUCUUACCAACCGAUUCAAUGAUUGUCUGCGCUAAGAGCGAUGACGCAAAAGCCAAUUAUCUUGACGUUUAUGUAUGCGAGGACACAUCGAAUGGCUCUCCAAAUAUGUAUAGUCAUCAUCCAAUUGAAAUACCAGCAUCCCCGUUGUGUACUGCUUGGCUUGAUUGUCCACUUAAAGGAGGAGAGAAAGGGAAUUUUCUAGCUGUUGGUUCGUUUGGGACACCCGUAAUAGAGAUAUGGGAUCUGGACGUUAUAGACGAGCUGUUACCUUGUGUACAACUAGGAGGAAAAAACGAGGAAGGGAAAUACAAAGAAGGGAGCCACACUAAAUCAGUUCUUGGUCUUGCUUGGAAUAAGGAGUUUCGAAAUACACUUGCUAGUGCUAGUGGUGACAAAAAGGUUAAAGUUUGGGAUGUGGCCACUGGAACAUGCAUGAUUACUAUGGAGCAUCACACAAAGAAGGUUCAAGCGGUUGCUUGGAACCAUCAUGCUCCAGAAGUACUUCUUAGUGGGUCAUUUGAUCGCACUGUUGUAUUGAAAGACGGAAGAAACCCUUCACACUCAGGUUUCAAAUGGUCGGUCAUGUCCAGAGUCGAAAGCUUAGCCUGGGAUCCACAUAGUGAACACUCCUUUGUGGUAAGUCUUAGAAACAAAACUGUAAAGGGGUUCGAUGUACGUCAAGCCUCAAAUUCAACCUCUGAUUUAAAACCAAGUUUCACUCUCCAAGCACAUGACAAAGCUGUCACAUCCGUCUCAUACAACAUUUCCGCACCUAACCUUUUGGCAACGGCAUCUACCGAUAGAACGGUCAAGCUUUGGGAUCUUUCAAACAAUCAGCCUUCAUGCAUUGUUUCACACAAACCAAAAGUUGGAGGUGUAUUUUUCAUUGCUUUCUCUACGGAUGAUCCUUUCUUACUCGCUAUGGGUGGCUCAAUGGGGAAGUUAAAAGUUUGGGACACACUUUCGGACACAAAUGUCUCCCGUAGAUACGGAAGCAGCCGAGUCCGACCAUAGAAGUUUUGUCAAAAGCUGUGAUUGGUCGCUAGAUUCGAACUCACUGAACCCAAAUUUUGUAGUUUCUUUUUAUCAUGACGUGAUCGUACUAGAGCAUGGAACAAAACGACAUGUUCAUUUUUAUAGCUUUCUUUACAUUUUCC
Thlaspi arvense is the source of this 1681-nucleotide messenger RNA. NCBI's taxonomy places the organism in Eukaryota, Viridiplantae, Streptophyta, Magnoliopsida, Brassicales, Brassicaceae. The record is from the annotation of a GenBank genome assembly.